Vanrija pseudolonga is the source of this 573-nucleotide messenger RNA. RefSeq lists its product as uncharacterized. The transcript has 5 exons. The coding region runs from base 1 to 573 and encodes 190 amino acids. The record is from RefSeq and is a predicted model, not a curated record. NCBI's taxonomy places the organism in Eukaryota, Fungi, Basidiomycota, Tremellomycetes, Trichosporonales, Trichosporonaceae.
AUGUUAAUCUGCAUCCCGACCGUCUCGACCCUCCUCACCCUCGCCGGCGUCAUCACCGGCCCAGGGGACAUCCUCUCCCUCCUCGGCUUCACCGCGGCAGACAUCAUCUCUGGCUCGGCCGCGGCCGCCAUCAGUAACUACACCUUCUGGGGCGAGGGGGAGCGUGAUUUCUCCUUCACGGCCCCUGCCAGCGCGGAGGGCAUUAGGGGGUGCUUCACGCGCCAGCUUGGCUCUGCGGGCCACGUCGUGACGGACUGCAAGCGUGCCCGCAGGUUCGUGGCCGACGACUACGACGACUACUACUGCAUCUGUGGCGCGAUGUGCCUCGUCUACGACGGUCGCAUGCUUGACUGCUGCAGCUGUGCCCCAGAGGUCGUUGCACCCGUCUUUGUCUUCGUCCAAGUGAAUUCGGCCGUGUACGGCGGCGCUACGGGCGGGCUGUUCGCCGUCGCGCAGUCCAUCGGCGCUGCCGGCCUCGCUGGGACGACUAUCGGCGGUGCGGCGACCUCGGUCCUCACUGGCGCUGGCAUCAUCGUCGGUCAGAACCAGGACCAGGACCAGGACCAGGACUAG